Molecule: messenger RNA, 6891 nt
Organism: Symbiodinium necroappetens
Lineage: Eukaryota; Dinophyceae; Suessiales; Symbiodiniaceae
Source: the annotation of a GenBank genome assembly
GCGAUGAAGCCCUCGGGCACGAAGGCGAUGGGCUUCCGCGCCGCGCCCGACCGCACCCAGCUCGCCGAGGACCUCAAACGCGAGGACAUGCUCCUGCUCAACGCGUGGAAGCUCCCCCUCGCGCCGAGCGCCCCGUCGCGCAUGUCCACGAAGGACGAGGCCGCGAUGAACGAGCAGCUCGCCGUCCUGCUCGACCGCGGCGUGCCGCUCGUCGAGGCGCUGGACGUCGCGGCGAGCGUCGUCUCGCCCCGCUCGCGCGAGCGCGUGGAGCGGCUCCGCUCGCUCGUCGCCUCCGGCGCGUCGUUCGCCGACGCGUGCACGCAGGUCGGCGGGUUCGAGCACGUCACCGUCGCCGUCUACCGCGCCGCGGAGCGCACGGGCGACCUGGGCAGCGCGGGACGCCGCCUCGCCGACGCCUCCAAGCGCCAGCUCGCGAUCAAGGGCAAGACCAUCACCGUCAUGAUCUACCCCGCGGUCGUCUCCACGAUCAGCUUCCUCAUCGUGCUCGGCAUCCUGAUGUUCCUCGUGCCGAUGUUCAGCUCGCAGUUCGAGCAGCUCGGCGUGGACAACAUGAACGCGCUCUCCCGCGUCGUGUUCGCGCUGGGGACGUGGCUCGCCGCGAACAAGGCGCUGGCGUUCCUCAUCAUCGGCGUGGUGAUCGCCCUGAUCUUCUUCGCGCGCCAGCGCUUCUUCGCGAUCGGCGCGUCCGUCGGGCGCCGGAUCCCCGCGGUCGACGGGCUCAUGCUCACCGUCGAGUCCGCUCGCUUCUUCUCCGUGAUGGGCGCGAUGACGAAGUCGGGCGUCCCCCUCGCCGAGGCGCUGGGCUCGUCGACGAACGUCAUCUCCAACCCCACGCUCAAGGCGCAGCUCGAGCGGCUCCGCCAGCGCCUCGUCGAGGGCGGCGUCCUGCGGACGCUCAUCGAGGACGUCACCGCCCUGCCCCUCGCGACGCGACGCCUGCUCAUCGCGGGCGAACGCGGCGGCGACCUGGACUCCGUCUUCGACGCGCUGAGCAAGGACCUCGCCGACGAGGUCGACACCCGCACCGGGCGCCUCCUCGCGCUGCUCGAGCCCGCCAUCAUCGUCAUGAUGUUCUCGAUGAUCGGACCCUUGAUCAUGGCGAUCGCGAUCCCCCUCAUGACCUUCCGUGGAGGCGAGGGGGACGGCGACCCGAUGAGAACCAGAUCGACCCGGGCGGGCGAUCUAUACUUGCGCCCGCACCGACGCCACCGGAACCCAGCACACCCGAUCCCGACGCCCGAAAGGACCACCGAGAUGCCGACCCGCAACACCACCGCCAAGGCCGUCGCCCGAGGCUUCACGCUGCUCGAAGUGAUGAUCGUCCUCGUCAUCAUCGGCGUGCUCGGCGGGAUCGUGACCUACAACCUCGUCGGCGCCGCCGAGAAGGCCAAGAUCGACGCCACCAAGACCUCACUCAAAACCGUCGCCAACGCGAUGAGCAUGUACUACAGCACGUACAACGCCUACCCGCUCGACAUCGACACCCUCGCGGCCAACAACCCGGUCAACAGCAUCCGCGACUCGUGGGAGCGCCGCAUGGAGGUCUUCGUGCCCUCGCCCGACGGCUUCUCCUUCGAGGUGCGCAGCGCGGGCAGCGACGGCCAGUUCGGCACGAACGACGACCUCGUCGAGUACCCCGAGCACGAGAAAGUCGUCGUCGCGCUCGCGAUGCUCGCGACGUUCGCGACCCUCGUCGUGGGAUCACUCGGCUACCUCGCCACGCUCGGCGAGCAGGAGAAGCACCGCCUCCAGGCCAUCGAGCUCGGCCACCGCGUCAUCAUCCAGUACCUCGACGACUCGAACCUCACGCCCGACCCCAAGCAGGCCGUCUGGCAGGGCGACACGCAGUACCGCGUCGAGACCGAAGAAGCCAUCCUCGUCCAGGAGACCUCGGACAUCGAGGGCCUCAGCCAGGGCACCGCCUUCGGCGUCGGCGACGUCGAGAUCACCCAGCGUGUGCAGUCGAUGCACAAGCUCACCGUCCGCGUCUACCUCUUCGAGCCCACCGCGCUCUUCCCACCCGACAAGCCCGUCAUCGAGCUCGCGCGCCACUACUACCCCUUCCUCCAGGACGAGGAGUGGGCGCAGGAGUGGCUCCUGAGGCUCAUCGCCGAGCGCACCGGCACGCCGCCCGUCAUGCUCGCGCUCUUGCUCGCGAGCUUCGUCGUCGCCGCCGCGCUGGGCGUGCUGAGCCUCGUCACCAGCGCCCAGAGCGAGCAGACCGGCGGCAUCCAACAGUCCGUCCGCGUCGCCCAGACCCAGCAGUUCUUCCGCGACAUGUUCGUCCGCCUCGUCGCGGGCGUGCCCCUCGUGCCGGAAGAGGACGACCCCGCCGCACUGCUCGAGGCCGCGUCCGGAGAGGCCGAGGGCGACGAAGCCGACGCCGAGGACGAGCCCGGCGACAGCUUCGACGACCUGCUCAACAACCUCCUCGACGGCGGCCUCGCGAGCCAGCUCCUCGAGGACGGCGAGCUGAACUUCAACGUCAUGUUCGAGAUCUACUUCGACGCCGAGGUCCAGGGCUGGCCCGUGCCCGUGCUCGAGUGCGUCGUCACCGACCCGCCCAUCCCCCCGAGCGACCCCUUCUUCGAAGCGCAGCGAGGCGUGCUCGACCGGCUCGGCUUCGUGCGCAGCGUGAUGCGCCUCGAGCCGCAGAUCGACGGCCUCUACUCCCUCGUGUUCAUCCCCACCGACCCCGUCGGCGAGCCGUACGUCGUCCUCGAGGACCUCGAGUGGAUGCGCUUCUACGUCCUCCCCCACCGCGACGCGCCGGAGUGGACCGAGGUCCACGCGGCCUACCUCGAAGAGGACUUCCCGCCCGCGGUGCGCGUCGUGCUCUUCAUGGCGGACGGGCGCGUCAUGAGCCGCGGUCACCAACGACCCGAUCGAACCGCCCGCCGCGGGUUCGUCUUCAUGUUCGUCCUCAUGGUGGUCGUGGUCGGCACGAUCGCGAUCGGCGCGACGAUCAACGCGGCGCAGUUCAAGGCGUCCGUCGCCGAGCAGCGCAUCCAGCAGUACAAGACGCAGCACGAGGCGCUGAGCGUGCGGGACAUCAUCGUGCUGUGGAUCAUGAACCAGAACCGGAGCGCCGGGAGCGGCAACCGGCGCACGGACACCGAGAGCCCGCUGCUCGCGCUGGCGAUGAACGAGGGCGCCACGCAGCGGUUCACGCUCCAGUCCGGCGUGGUGGUCAGCCUGCGGGCGAUCGACGCCCAGGGCACGAUGCUGGCACGCCUCGACGAGACGCUCGCGCCGGCGGAUUACGAGUGGCUCUUCCGGAUGCUGUCGCGCCUCCCGCAGGACCGCGUGGACCUCAUUCGCCGCCACGGGCCGAUGCAGGUCUCGCUGCGCAGCGCGAGCGACGAGGUCCUCAUCACCAUCGCGGACAACGACCCGGACCUCGCCGGGGCGCUCAUCGACGCGCGCGACACCGGCGUCGACGACCCCGCCGGUUUCGCGCAGGCGCUCGGCGCCUCGGGCAUCGAACCGGUGCGGACGCAGGAGGUCCUGCGGCGCGUCGCGCUCACGCCCGUGCUCUGGGAAAUGCAAAUCGAAGUGAUCGACCCCAACGCGUCGCGGACGCGCCGGUAUACCAUGAUCGUCGAGCAGACCUCGACGUUCUCGGGCGCUGAGCAGCACGAGACGCGCGCAUCGGCUACAACGGUGACACCUCCGGCGACCGCCGGCGGGGUGAUCCCCGUCGUCCUCCUCGCCACGCUCGCGCUCGCCGUCGGCGUCUGGGUCCUGCCCAUGCCCUUCGACAACGCCCGCAAGCGCGAGAUCACGCCCCGCACGCCCAACAUCGGCCCCAACGCCGGCGGCGCCCUCGCCGUCGACGCCAAGGUCCCCACCCACGACUGGCUCGCCAUCGAGGAGGGGCUCCGCGAGCUGCGCAUCCCCGCCCCCGAGCGCGAAGAGCCCGAGACCAGCGAGCAGAACAUCGGCGGGUACAACGAGGAGCAGCCCCAGCAGACCGCCGAGCACCUCCCGCCGCUCAUGUGGCGGUACGUCGGCUACAUCGCCCAGCCCAACGGGCGCAUCGCCGCCGUCCUCGAGACCGAGUUCGGCACGAAGAUCGUCUACGUCAACGGCCAGCUCCAGGACACCGUCGACCCCCGCCAGCGGAUGAUCACCAUCGCCGAGGUCACGCGCGAGAAGAUCGUGAUCCUCCGCGCCGGCGACGAGGUCGAGAUCGAGAUCGAGGCGCGACGCGGGGCCGAGGGAUUCGAAGACUACGGCGCGACCACCCACGAGCCCAUGGCCGCUUCCGCCUGCCACAUCACGACCGACCUCACCCGCGUCAGCCUCUACGACGAGACCAGCGCGCAGCAAUGGUCGCCGCCCGACUCCGCCGAGAGCGAGCCCAGCGCCGCCGCCUACCGCCAGCGCGCCCAGGCCGCCGCCCAGUGGCUCAGCCAGCAGGGCCCCUCCGCCAAACGCCUCAGCGUCGCCUGCAUCGACACCAGCGAGGCCCUCUGCACGUGGAUCCAGUCCCGCAGCGCCUCCUACCAGGUCGUCGCCAGCGCCUACCGCGACCAGACCAUGGACUGGGGCGUCGACGCCUCGAACGUCGCCGUCGAGCCCAUCCUCUCCAAGACCGACGAGGACCGACAACGCGCCCCCGGAGCCAAACCCUUCUCGCGCAAGAAGAGCGACAAACCGGCCGAAGAGCCCACCGGCUCCCGCGUCAGCACCGCCGUCAUCACCUUCCACGACGCCCUCGCCCGCCUCUGGCUCGACGCGCUCGACCAACGCGGCGUCCGGCCCUCCGCCGUCAUCUCCCUCUGGCACGCCCUCGCCAUGGCGUGGGCCGAGCAGGCCGACGGCGUCUCCGCCGUGAUCUACAUCACCGACGACCACAAGCUCAUCUGGAGCUGGACACGCAACGGCGACCUGCUCACCGGCGGCACCGUCGCCUCCCCCCGCCACCCCGCGGUCAUCGAGCCCGACGACGAAUCCGACGAGGAGCCCACCGCGGACCCCGACGCCGCGUGCGAGCACCGCCUCUCCCUCGACUGGCUCAGCUGGGGCGCCCACCUCGGGACGUUCCCCGAAUCGGUCCGCAUCGUCUCCGCGCGGGAGACCACCCUCGGCGACGCGCUCCGCGCCCGAUUCGACGAUCUCCGCGUCCACACCGAGCGCACCGCCGACCCCAUGCGCGAGACGCUCUCCCGCGCCACCGCCGCGAUCGCCGCCGUCCGCGGCGAGCUCACCUCGCGCCACUGCCUGCUCCGCCUCACCCGACGCCCGACACGCUCCGUCCGCCGACGCUACCGCCUCAGUGCCGCGGCGCUCGUCCUCGCGUCGACCGCGAUGAUCGGUCUGGGCUACCAGCUGCACGACGCGAGCAAGUCGAUGAACCCCGUGAUCGGCGCGUACCAGGACGAGAAGCGCGAGCUGCUCGCGCGCAUCCCGGACGAGACCAUCCGCCGCUCCCCGCUCCCCGAGCGUUCGCUCCGCGCCCUCAUCAACGAGAAACGCAACCAGCCGGUUCAGCAGACCGCGCCCCGGCCCGACCCCGUCUACGACGAGUUCGUCAACCUCAUCGAGGUCGCGUCGAACCUCGAAGACAUCCAGAUCUCCCUGUUCCGCAUCCAGGGCGGCACGGGCUCGGAGCUCCGGCUCAUGUCCAUCGACCGGCGCCAGCAGAUCACCUUCGAGAACGCUCUCAACGAGAGCGACACCGGCCUCACCUGGACCCGCCGCGGCGGCGCGACCCAGAACACCACGCUCCACCUCAACGGGAACCGCCCCACGACGUUCCUCGUCAUCGGCGGCCUCGCCGUGAUCGCGGGGCUCAUCGUGCUCUUCGUCACCUGGAGCGCCUACAGCAGCACGCGCGGCAUGCUCGAGUUCCAGGAAGCCAAGACGCAGGAGAUCGCGGACCUCGUGGCGGUGUACGAGGCCCUCGAGGCGCGCAACGUCGACCUCUCGGACAUCUACCCGCCGGUCUCCGAUUUCGAGGCCUCCGUCUACGACGCCUUCGACCGCGCCGGCGUCCCCUUCGACACCCCGCCGCGCAUCAACCCUCUCGACCAGCGGGUGAUGUCCGGCAUCAAGGGCAACCUGCUCAAGUCCCAGGUCAAGUGCACCGCCACCUCCGAGGACCUCGAGCACAUCCUCACCUGGAUCAACAACGUCGUGCAGCACCCCAAGCUGAAAGAGCGAGUCUUCGUGGACAACCUGAGCCUGAUCCCGAACCCGGUCGACGAACUGAACGUGACCCACGACCCGAAUCCACACGCCCGACGACCCCGCGCCGCCACGCGCGCGAUCGCCUCGCUCCUCGCCGCCGCCGCGCUCACCGCCCUCCCGGCGUGCGAAGCCAACCGCGCGGCGCGCCCCGACCGCCUCGACGCGAGCUACGCCGACUCCGAGCCCGAACGCCAGCGCGAGGCCGUCGACAUCGCCGGCCGCGCCUUCAAGGAAGACGACCCCGAGAAGGCCAUCAAGCUCUACCGCGAGGCCCUCACCGUCUACCGCGACUUCUACCCCGCCUGGAACAACCUGGGCGCCCUGCUUAUGGAAGACCGGCGCUACCUCGAAGCCGCCGAGGCCUUCACCGCCGCCGCCGGCCUCUCCCCGGACGACGCGCGCCCGGUCUACAACAUCGGCCUGCUCUACGACCGCUCCGGCUACCUCCAGGACGCCCAGACCCACUACCGGCGCGCCCUGAUCCGCGACGAGAACUACCUCCCCGCCCUCCGCGGGCUCAUCCGCGCCGACACCAUCCUCAACGAAGCCGACGAGGACACCCUCGAGAGCAUCCGACGCGCCCUCCGCCUCGAGCAGGACCCCCGCUGGCGUGAGUGGCUCCAGCUCCGCAAAAUCCGCAUCGAGAACCUCCUCGACGAGUUCAACGACGGCUGA